CCCGUGACCCCAACUCCAUCCAGCCUGCCUCCCCACCCCUCUCCCCCCUCCCCGGUUGCUUCCCCGUCCAACCCCCCGAUCUCCAGUCCCCAACUCACCGCCGUCGCCGCCGCCGCCGCCGCCGCGGCGAUCUUUCUCGGUUCGCAGGCGCUUGCGAUCCAUGGACUCCCGGUCGAUCAACCUUCGGGGCUUCGCCGGAAGCGCAGGAAAAAAUAUCAUGCAGGGGAUUGGGGGAUUCGUUUUCGGCAAUGAGGCGUCCGAGUCCAAGGAAGAUAGCUACGUUGAGAGAUUCCUUGACCGCAUAAGCAACGGCACGAUGCCUGAUGAUAGGAGAUCUGCCAUGACUGAGCUACAGUCUCUCGUGGCGGAGAGCCGUUCGGCUCAGAUGUCUUUUGGAGCUAUGGGCUUCCCUGUCCUUCUCAAUGUUUUGAAAGAAGACCGUGAGGAUGUUGAGCUCGUCAGAGGUGCCCUAGAAACCCUUGUGAGCGCGCUGACUCCUAUUGAGACAUCACAGGGACUGAAAACUGAGGUCCAACCAGCAUCAAUGAACUCUGAUUUGCUUUCUCGAGAAACAGAGAAUAUUUCUCUUCUCUUGAGCUUACUGACAGAGGAGGAUUUCUAUGUGCGAUAUUACACAAUCCAGCUUUUAACAGCGUUACUUACAAACUCGUUGAAAAGGUGCCCAGUAAGUCUUUUUCUGUUGGGAUGCAUCCACCACACUUUAAACCUUUUUAACUCCUUUUUACCCUUUUGGUGUUUCAGAUUACAGGAGGCAAUUCUAUUAAUUCCUCGUGGCAUUACAGUUUUAAUGGACAUGCUUAUGGACCGCGAGGUCAUAAGGAAUGAAGCACUGUUACUUCUUACUUAUCUGACCAGAGACGCAGAGGAAAUUCAAAAAAUUGUUGUAUUUGAGGGUGCAUUUGAGAAGUUGUUUAGCAUUAUUGGGGAGGAGGGAUUUUCUGAUGGAGGCGUCGUUGUUCAGGAUUGCCUUGAACUUUUAAAUAAUUUAAUACGGAACAAUGCGUCCAAUCAGAUGCUUUUGAAAGAGACAAUGGGCUUUGACCCAUUGAUAUCAAUACUAAAGAUUAGGAGAGGCAGUGCAUUCAAUUUUACCCAACAGAAGACAGUAAAUCUUCUCGGUGCCUUACAUACCGUCGAACUGCUUUUGAUGGGGGGCCCACCGGGUGAAACAGGUAAAGAUACCAGCAAGAUCACCAAUCAAACUGCACUAGCUCAGAGAAACAUUCUUGACCAUCUUCUAUUAUUGGGCGUUGAAAGUCAGUGGGCCCCUGUAGCUCUUCGCUGUACGGCAUUGCGGUGUAUUGGCAGCUUGGUACUAAGAAAUCCUCAAAAUCUCGAUUCUCUUGCAAGCAAGCAAGUUGGGGAAGAACCUCAUGUUCAGCCUGCACUGAAUGCGAUCUUAGCUAUAAUCCUGCGAACCUCCGUAGCACAGGAAUUUGUUGCUGCUGAUUAUGUCUUCAAGUGUUUCUGCGAGACAAAUCCCAAUGGUCAGGCAUUAUUAGCAUCAACUAUUGCUCCACAUCCAAACCAAGGAACUGCUACCCAUGGUGCUUCUAGUGACAUGCCAUUUGGAAGUGCACUUCUGCAAGCUCUGGUGUCAAGUGAUGUUAAUGGAGAUAUGGAGGCAUGUUGCAGAGCAUCUAGUGUUCUUACUCACAUAAUCAAGGACAACUUGCAAUGCAAAGAUCGCGUAUUGCAAAUUCAGCUUGAAACACCUACGCCAUCCUUGGGACGCACCGAGCCUCUCUUGCAUCGGAUUGUUACGUGUUUAUCCUUUGCAGCUUUAGCAGAAGGAGAAAAUGACCAAAGCAGUCAAUCAGAAGGAUCAUAUAUUCAGCCUGUUAUUCUCCGGCUACUCAUCACAUGGCUUGCGGAUUGUGCAAAUGCUGUAAAUUGCCUUUUGGAAUCAGCGGUACACCUAAACUACAUAAUCGAGCUUGCCGCAAAUAAACGUUUCACCGGUUGCGUCCGUGGAUUAGCUGCCGUUGUUUUAGGUGCUUGUGUCCUCAAUAAUGCAAGCCGUGAGAAGGGCCGAGAUGCCUUUGCUGUUGCAGAUGCUAUAAGCCAAAAGAUUGGCCUUACUACAUACUUUUUGAGGUUCGAUGAGCUGCGGAAAAGCUUUCUUCACCUACCAUCAGGGCAGCAGAACCACAAGCAGCUUUCACGGUCAAGUGCAAACAGUAUGUCUGAUUUCCAAGAGAUUGAAGAGGAGGAAACAAAUAAAGGCGAUCAACAUCCAGUCCUUUCUGAAAUUUUUGAUUCACAAUUAGUUAGUUUACUCAGUAAGCUUGAGACUGAUAUUAGAGAAUGUAUAAUGGAUCUCUUUAGUCGAACAAAGACCGCAACUGCAGUUCUACCUGCUGAGUUGGAGCAGAAGAACGGGGAGGUUGAUGGAGAGUAUAUCAAGCGGUUGAAGUCAUUUGUAGAGAGACAGUGCAACGAGAUGCAGGACUUGCUAGGCCGAAAUGCAAUCUUAGCAGAAGAUCUAGUGAGAACUGGUGGUGGCAGCACUUCAGAUUCUUCCGAGAAACCAAGCAGUGGCCGAGAAAGGGUCCAGAUUGAAGCCCUCAGACAAGAACUGGAGGGCGCAGCACGGCGAAUAGAAGUGCUCAAAACUGAAAAAGCUCAGAUCGAAGCCGAAGCUAGCAACCAACGAAAUCUUGCAGUAAAACUUGAAUCUGAUCUUAAGAGCUUGGCAGAUGCUUACAACAGUCUUGAGCAGUCCAACUACCGCCUUGAUGCAGAGGUGAAAACCUUGAGGCAGGGAGGCAGUGCUCCCUACCCAGACGUAGAAGCAAUAAAAGCGCAAGCCAAGGAAGAGGCAGAGAAGGAAAGUGAGGUGGAACUGAACGAUCUACUCGUCUGCUUGGGACAGGAGCAAAGCAAGGUUGAGAAGCUGAGUGCACGGCUGGCAGAGCUCGGUGAGGACGUGGACACCCUGCUGCAAGGUAUCGGCGAUGAUGCUGCCUUGCCACCAGACGACGAUGAUGAUGAUGACGACGACGACGAUGAGAAGUAACGUGUUUUUGCUUCACUUUCAUCUAUGGUGUAUCCUAGCAUCAUUUAUCCAAUCAUGGUGAUGUGGGCUUGUGAUAACAAUUGUACAGUGGAAUGUUGGUGACGUGUAGACAAAGGUGGCCAUUUCAUUUCAAAGUUAUUUAUGGAUGCCAAGACUAAACUGCUGACCCACCUUCUAGUUCAAUUUGGUUAUUUGAUUGA
Molecule: messenger RNA, 3240 nt
Organism: Triticum aestivum (bread wheat)
Lineage: Eukaryota; Viridiplantae; Streptophyta; Magnoliopsida; Poales; Poaceae
Product: golgin candidate 6
Exons: 18
Coding region: 161-3040 (959 amino acids)
Biological process (GO): endoplasmic reticulum to Golgi vesicle-mediated transport; vesicle fusion with Golgi apparatus; intracellular protein transport
Cellular component (GO): endoplasmic reticulum; ER to Golgi transport vesicle membrane; Golgi stack
Source: RefSeq, a predicted model, not a curated record